AGUCUUGGUGGUGACGGCACGCGAGGUGCACGGCUGAAUAUUAUUUUGACACCUGCGCUCCCUUCCGUGACAACAGCAUACUUCAUUCCGGCAUAGACACCAGUCUCAACAGGCGACCUGCGCUGAAUAUAUAAAUAUCUAAAGAGCCCUUAAUUAAGAUGUUAUCUAAACACUUUAAAAAGUUCAGUAACGAGAAGGAGGCAGUUGCUUUUUUACGAAGAAAAGGCCUUUUGGAUAAGGGCGCUGUUGCACCAUGUCCUCGCUGUGGUGGAGAAAUGAAGGAAACUAAAAGAAAGGAGAGAAACAGCGAAAUCAAGCCUACUCUCCGUUGUAAUGCCGGAGACUGCCAAACUUUUCGUCCAAUCAGCAAUGUAACCGUUAUUUGCUAUUUUAAUUACUUAAAUAACAGAGUAGGUUGCAAGUUUUCUCUAAGCCAAAGUUUGGAAUUAAUUUUCUACUUUACUCAAGAUAUUCCAUGUGAUUCGGUACAUGAAUUAACAGAUAGAGGUACCAAAGAAAUCUGUGACUGGUUUAAUAUGUGUCGUAAGGUUUGUUCACAAAUUGUUUCCGUUAGCAAUCGUGGAAAAAUGGUAGGCACAGAAGAAGACCCAGUGCAAAUUGACAUAGCGUGGUUCGUGGGACGCCCACAACACCACAGAGGUAGAAUGAUGCAAGAUCAUGUUCCAGAAUCAAAUGACAGCAACACUGAAGUAGAAAACACCCGAAACCAUGGAGGACUUAUUGAUGGUCCUUGGGUCUUCGGAUUGAAGAAAGGUGGCGACUGCCGCUAUUUUUACGUGCAAAGAAGAAAUCGUGAAACACUGGAACACAUAAUUCAGAGAGAAGUUGAGGAAAAUUCGGUUAUCGAUUCUGAUGACUGGCCUACAUAUUCUGAUUUAAAUCGUUUAAAUUACCGUCAUUUAACUGUUAACCAUCAACGACAUUAUGUUGAUCCAAACACAGGAGCAAACACUCAGGCAAUUGAAAGAAGCUACCUAGAUUCAAAGCUAAGUCACAUUUUGAAAAAAAUUAAAAGAGUAAACGAAACAACCUUCCAAUCACACCUUGAUUAUUACUGUUGGCGGAUAAUGAGAAAAAAUUCUGACCAUCUAUUUCUUGCUUUUCUUGCUGACGUUCAAUCGAUUCAUCGAUAAAAUUAGUAAACUUUGUUUCAAAUUUGCUUAAUUUUAAUCAUUUUAGUAAUAAAUGCAGGGUUGGAAAAAAAUUAUUUGAUUUAAAUCAUAAUUUUUUACUCUGAUUUAAAUUAUAUUUAAAUCAAAACAACCUUGAAUAGGUGCAUAAUAAUUUUAAAUAUUUCCUACAGUAAUCAGGGUAAUUUCGGGAGUAAUAAUAAUGUUUGCUAAUAAUAAUACUAUAUAUAUGUAUAUACAUACAUAUAAAAAAAUA
Eriocheir sinensis (Chinese mitten crab) is the source of this 1407-nucleotide messenger RNA. RefSeq lists its product as uncharacterized. NCBI's taxonomy places the organism in Eukaryota, Metazoa, Arthropoda, Malacostraca, Decapoda, Varunidae. The transcript has 2 exons. The coding region runs from base 159 to 1154 and encodes 331 amino acids. The record is from RefSeq and is a predicted model, not a curated record.